CGAAGCCAUCCCUGUGGUCUCCAGGCCUAUGACAGCUAUGGCCCCAUUAGUCUAUUAGGGUGGGGUUGGGGUUGUUUCCGGGCGAUAAGGAUGUUCUGGGUGUCUGGUAUGUCGGGUUACAUCCUGCAACGUGGUCCUGGCUCUUAUAUCGUAGCUGGUCCGUCCGUCUCCCCCUUUCUCCCGUGCGGAGUACACCGUGUCUCUAUCCAUCUACCCCAUGGAUUAUUGCAUUGCCUUGACAUUUGCCAAGCCCGACACCUGACGCGGGGAGUUCGAACCCCCUUAGUUAGUCGCGAUGACAUAAGCAACGGCUUUCGGGGGCAACACUCGAGCCUGAGACUCGCCGAAAGUUUGGAAAAAAGGAUGGCCUCGUCUCGCCCAGCUUUGUUUGGCCUGAUCGAUCUCAGGCAUGGACUGACAGAGUGCUUCGAGUGCCUGUGACGAUCCGUUCGUCAUGCCUACUGACUUCUACUACCCUGACGAGCCUAGGAGACAGUCCCUGUGGUCGCGACUCUUCUCGUCCACCUAUGCCGGCUAUCGCCACCUCCAGCCCUCCGGCCCAUUGCUGUCGGCCCCUAGACGCCCCGGUCGUUUUCGUCGCCUGUCCCUCCUCCGGCUGUGUUAUCACCUCCAAGUGGUGGUCGGGAUCAUCCUCUCGCUGCUCUUUCUGACGUCCGUCUUUCGGCCCUCCUAUACCCGCUUGCCGCCCCAUUACUCGUCCCUCCGGGAUGCCGUCUCGCAGUCCUCCGAACCAGGCCGCGGCAACGUCCGCAACGAGAAAGUGUUCAUCGCAGCGAGCCUAUAUGAUCGCAGCGGAGACCUGGCACGGGGCUAUUGGGGGGAGAGCGUACUCCAGUUGAUCCACCUGCUCGGGGAGGACAAUGUUUAUUUGAGCAUCUAUGAGAACGACAGCGGACCCGAGGGCGAGAGUGCCCUGCGAGAACUAGCGGACCGGGUUACGUGUCAGAAAUCCAUUGUCUUCGAGGAGCAUCUGGACCUGGCCAGCUUGCGAAAAAUCGCCGUUCCUGGUGGUGCGCAGCGGAUCAAACGCAUCGAAUACCUGGCUGAGGUGCGGAACCGUGCCUUGCGACCGCUGGACGAUCAACCGGAGGUGCGCUACGACCGGCUCCUCUAUCUGAACGAUGUGGCAUUCGACCCAGUGGAUGCUCUCCAUCUGCUGUUCUCCACCAAUGCCGCGGAGGACGGCGUUGCGCAAUAUCGGGCGGCAUGUGCCGUGGAUUUCAUCAAUCCGUAUAAGUUCUAUGACACCUAUGCGACGCGCGACCUGCAGGGCUACAGCAUGGGCCUUCCCUUCUAUCCGUGGUUUUCGAGCGCUGGAAAGGGGCAGAGCCGGUCGGAUGUCCUAGCUGGGAAAGAUGCAGUGCGGGUGCGCAGUUGCUGGGGUGGAAUGGUGGCAUUCGAUGCCCGUUUCUUCCAGCGGGGCACGACCCAGCCGACAGCGGGCGUGGCCGAUGGGGGCAGCACGCCUGUUCGAUUCCGCGCCUCACACGACAUGUUCUGGGAAGCGUCCGAAUGCUGUCUGAUCCAUGCGGAUAUCCAAGAACCCCAGACGAACGUGGAGGAGAUCACUGACACAGGGGUAUAUCUCAAUCCAUAUGUCCGGGUUGCGUACGACCCUACCACUCUCUCUUGGCUAGGGACGACCCGGCGCUUUGAGAAGUUGUAUUCGCUCCCCCAUACCCUCAUCAACCAUCUUGUCGGUCUGCCCUGGUUUAACUCUCGUCGUACUGAGGUUCCCGGCCAGGCGGCCGAGGAGACGGUCUGGGUACCCGACGAGAAAGGGGAUGGGAGUGGAUCGUUCCAACACAUCGAUCGGAUGGCGGGAAACGAUGGGUUCUGCGGCCGUCCCGGGCUGCAAGUGAUUGUCGAGCAUCGCGAGAAGGGACAGAAGGGAUGGGAAACGAUCCCAAUACCUGGCUGAGGGCAUUGCGGUAACUGUCCAUAUUUUGUCCGUGUAUAACUACUGUCCUCUUUCCCCCACUGUGUCAUAGAUUACUACUAGCCAUAGGUAUAUAGAACGGGCCUGGGGUUUCCCCACCUGGGUCUGUUAUGCUGCAUUUAAAGCACCUUCCUAAAUCGCACUUACACUCCCAC
This is a messenger RNA of Aspergillus heteromorphus CBS 117.55, 2115 nucleotides long. Its product is annotated as glycosyltransferase family 69 protein. Bases 455 to 1942 code for a protein of 495 amino acids. The record is from RefSeq and is a predicted model, not a curated record. The transcript has a single exon. Lineage: Eukaryota; Fungi; Ascomycota; Eurotiomycetes; Eurotiales; Aspergillaceae.